UAACUAUGAUACGUUUAUUUUAGUUGCCGUUAAACAUGAAAGUGAAAGUAUGACAACCUUUAUCCAAAUCGGUGCCACUGUACUGAGCCUAGUGAUUUCACCUUGUUUAAUUUUCAUUGUGGUCAGAGUAAUCAGGAGGAAGCAAAAUAAACAGGAGAAAAGAAGUUUAGCAACACAUAAAAAUUUAACCCAACAAAAUGUUGAAGAAAGCAUCUCGGGUUCUCAGGACGCAGAAAAGAAGAGCAGAACAGGUGAACAUUCCUUCGAAGUUGGCACGUAUGAAUUGGCAGGUAUCACCUAUCUCGAAGAAGAACGGCAACACACUGGUGGAGAAGAGAGUCACUAUGAUCAUCUUAGAGAUACAGUGCCUAUAAAACCUAUGGAGGAGGACAUCUAUAAUCAUCUGCAAACUGAAAGUGAAUCCAAUUAUUCCACAUUCACAGGACAUGUGGAACACCAUGGAACUGUUGAUGACACUUACAGCCAUGUAGAUUUUUCAUAAUUAUAGACAAAAUUUGCCUUCAGUCCCAUUUCCAUAAAUUUCACUGAUGAGACUGUUGAAUCUUCUAAAUCGCAGGAAAUAUUGGAAAAGAAUGAUAAAAUGAAACAUCCUCUCAUAAUGUCUUCCAUAUAUGUAUUCAUGGAUAGGAAUCUAGCCAGCAUAUAUUGUGUACAAAGGUGUAUAACACGUUUUAUGAAUUUCAACAUGGUUUGAUUGUUGCUUUGUUUAUCUCGACAAUUUUUCAUUUGUACUGAGACAUCAUCACUUGCAAGCGGAGAGCUUAAACUUUUGUCGGAACUCAGGGCCAUUGAGCAUGCAGGGAUCUCU
Molecule: messenger RNA, 829 nt
Organism: Saccostrea cuccullata (small rock oyster)
Lineage: Eukaryota; Metazoa; Mollusca; Bivalvia; Ostreida; Ostreidae
Exons: 2
Coding region: 50-502 (150 amino acids)
Source: RefSeq, a predicted model, not a curated record